CCACACGCUGCAGCAGCGCAGAGAAGCGCAGGAGGCAGAGCUGUGGAAUUUGGCAAUAGAGAUUCGAAAGCAUCACCAACUCUCCCAAUGGCGAUAUGGAUUGACAUAGUACCCCACUGACGUAUCAGAGAGGAGGGAAUAGCCACACACAGGAGUGUAUACUAGGCUGUGUGUGUGGGAUUCCACCACUCCUGUUACUCUAACCACAACACACUCUCCCAACCACCCUGCCACAAUGUCACGGAGGGAACGGCCAUGGUCGGUGUAUAGAGCAGACACACAGGAGCUUUCCUCAGAGAUGCUUGGCCUAGCAUUAGCAGGAAACAGACAAGACCCGGAUGAGCCAGUAUUGGAGUUCAGUCUUGUCUGCAGCGAGCUGACCACGCCGUCCCUGGACCGAAAACCCAACAGUUUUGUCGCUGUGAGCUGUACCACACCUCCUCAGGCUUUUUGGACCAAACAUGCACAGACGGAGAUCAUUGAGGGUACAAAUAACCCCAUGUUCCUCAGCAGCGUGGCUUUCUUCCAAGACUCCAACAUUAACCAGCGUACACAGGUCAAACUUUCUGUGUAUGACGUAAAGGAUCGCUCACAAGGAACGAUGUACCUUCUUGGCUCAGCGAUGUUCCCGGUGAAGGAACUUCUGCUGGAAAAGAACCACAGACUUAACUUACCUCUCAGGUCAGCAGAAAACGAGCACGUAGGAAGUAUUUUAGUUAUCGCCUGGCAGCUCGAAGAGAAGAGAGAUCAGCAGACACCUAUCAAACAACUGCAAGAAACCCUUAAUGGCAGGACCGUCCUUCCUGUAGACGAGAGUCUGACGGAGUCAGUGGGAGUUCGAACAAAAUACGCUUCACUGUGGAAAGAUAACUUUCUACGAUGUGUGUUUGGGGGCACCAUGUCUCGCAUGUACCGUUUUCCAACGACCGACGGGAAUCAUUUACGCAUCCUGGAACAGAUGGCCGAAAGCGUCUUAUCGCUCAACAUCCCACGUCAGUUCGUCAAACUCUUACUGGAAGAGGAUUCUGCCAGAGUAUCUGAGCUGGAGGAGUUGGGAGAGUUGUCUCCGUGUUGGGAGAAUCUUCGGCGACAGAUCGUGACGCAGUACCAGAGCAUUCUUCUGACUUAUCAGGAUACGCUCACAGACCUGCAGGACUAUAAAGGUCCAUCAUUCAAAGCCAGUAAUCUAAAAGCUGAGAGGAAGUUGGAAUUUAUGGCCACCAACCUCCACGUGCAGAGAAUGAGAGUUCAGGAUGAGUCGGUCUUUGAUCACACUUAUGAUGUGGUGACGAUCGGCGCUCCUGCAGCUCACUGCCAAGGCUUCAAAAGUGGCGGUCUGCGGAAACUCCUGCAAAAAUUUGAGGAGGCCAAAAAACUCAUUUAUGAGGAGGAAUGCAGUGCUCUGUCCAGCUCCCAAUCCAUCGUCUACAUCCCUCAAGAUAUUAUCAGUGCCAAAGAGAUCAUCUCCCACAUCAACACGCUCAAGACUCAGGUCAGCUACUAUGCGGAACGGCUGUCGCGUGCCGCUAAGGACCGUUCCGCUAAUGGCAUGGAGAGAACUCUCGCCAUCCUGGCAGAUAAGACACGGCAGUUGGUGACGGUGUGUGACUGUAAGCUCCUGGCGUCUGCAGUGCAGGCCCUGAACGCAGCCAGACCGGAGUACAUCGCCUCAAAAAACUCCCCCUCGGCUGACUUGGAGCAGGUGGUGCUGAGGAACGAUCAGGACACACUGUUGGCCAAGUGGAGCGGCAGGAACAGUCGCUCGUCCCUCCACGUCGAUUGGCAUGAGGAAGAAUGGGAAAAAGUGUGGGUGAACGUUGACAAAAGUCUGGAGUGUAUAAUCCAGCGAGUGGACAAACUGCUGCAGAGGGACCGACUGCACAGCAGCAGCAGCGAGGACAUGUUCCAGGCUGACCAGCAGGGCGGCGCCACAAAGAAAGGUAACAGGCGAAAAAAAGCCUUCUGGAUCAAUCCUGUCUGCAUGGAGGAGUCUUCCUCAGCCCCUGAACCAGAGCGGCAGUCACCCUCACCACCACCAUCAUCACCACCACGCUCAUCCUCACCACCUGAUCUGAACCCUGCAUGUCCUGCUAAUGCAGAAACAUGUUCCUAUGGCAGCAGCAGUAGUGGAGAGGAGAGUUACCCAGGUGAGUGGAGUGAGGCUCUGUAUCCCCUGUUGACUACGUUAACGGAGUGUGUGGCCAUGAUGAGUGACAAGGCCAAGAGGUCCAUGGUUUUCCUGCUUAUGCAAGACAGCGCCCCCACCAUCGCAAUGGACCUCAGUCUGCAGUAUCGGCGAGACGUGGUCUUCUGCCAGACACUCACAGCACUAAUUUGUGGCUUUAUCAUCAAGCUGAGAAACUGUCUCCGUGACGACGGCUACCUGAGACAACUGUACACCAUUGGUCUGCUCGCUCAGUUUGAAUGUCUAUUAAGUACUUACGGAGAGGAGUUGGCUAUGUUAGAGGACAUGAGUGUGGGAAUAAUGGACCUUCGGAACGUAACGUUCAAGGUGACGCAGGCCGUCUCUACCUCUUCUCCCGACAUGCUUCCGGUAAUCACCGGAAAUCGAGAUGGGUUCAACGUUAGGAUCCCUCUCCCAGGGUGCAUGUUUGAUGCAUUGCCGAGAGAGAUUCAGAAUGGCAUGCUGCUGCGGGUACAGCCGGUGCUGUUCAACGUGGGCAUCAACGAGCAGCAAACACUUGCAGAGAAGUUUGGAGACACGUCACUUCAGGAGGUUAUCAAUCUGGAGAGUCUGGCACGACUGAAUUCCUACUACCAGCAGUUCAAGGAGGUUUUACCUGAUGACUGUCUUCCUCACUCUCGUAGUCAAACGUGUCUCCCAGAACUACUGCGGUUCCUCGGCCAGAAUGUUCAUGCUAGGAAAAAUAAAAAUGUAGAUAUCUUGUGGCAGGCUGCUGAGAUUUGCCGGCGACUGAACGGAGUUCGCUUCACCAGCUGUAAAAGUGCGAAGGACCGCACUGCAAUGUCGGUGACACUGGAGCAGUGCCUCAUCCUGCAGCACGAGCACGGCAUGGCCCCGCAGGUCUUCACACAGGCCCUGGACUGCAUGCGCAGUGAGGGCUGCCGCCGUGAGAAUACUGUGAAGAACAUUGGAUGUCGCAAGUAUGCCUUUAACUGCCUGCAGCUCAAGGCCUUUCCUAAGUAUUACAGACCUCCUGAUGGCACUUUUGGAAAAGUGGAGACCUGAUGUCCUAAAUGCCGGAAGAACAUCAUUCAUGGUGUAGCUAAGAAGUCACAGUAGAAAUUCAGGACCUCUAAUUGAAAAACAAAGCGAGUAUCACUUUCUGUCGCCAUGUCAAAUCGUUUUUAAGAUAAGCUACAGUACAAGAGCAAAAUCUGCUUUAUGCUCUUACCACGUAUUUACAUUUCAGAGAUGUGCUAGAAGGAAACCGUUGACUGAUUUACUGGUAGAUACAGACCAAAUCAAACAGGAAAUAUUUAUUGGUAUAAAACGAAGACAAAUCACUAAACGCCACAUAUGUACUAUUAUACCUGGUAAUAGUGUAUUUUAUUGAGGCCUUCUGUAGUGGGUUUGCUCAUUGAUGCUGUAUUUCAUAAUCUUGGCCAUCUUUAGCACACCGUAUGUAGCGCUUUGCCCUUCUGCAGCAUUACAGUACACUUUUCCUCAUGGCUUAACGUUCUCACAUGUCCUGCCUGUGUUAUCCCUCCUGUGUUAUGUUCAUAUUUUGGUCAACAGUAAAGAAUUUAGCAGUGUUUCUUAACAUGGCAUGACUGGUGGGACAUUUCUUAUCAUUUUUAAACCUCAUACAUCUAGAAUUGACCGUGCAUAGUGCAUCCUCAUAGUAGCUUCAAUUUCAGCUUGUCCUAAAUAAACAAAAAGGUCAUGUCUAUCAAGACCGUCCUCAAGACAAGUAUCUGCCAAUAUAGAACCAACAGAGAUGAUGUAAGGUGUACUAAGGUCAGUACAUCACUGUGUUUUGCUGGCAGUAAAGAUUCUGAGAAUGUUAUAGCAUCACAGAGUUUCCAGCCACAGUUGUCCUGAAUGUAAACUGAUUGCAUCUAAUGGACAACAUUGUUGUUUUGUGCUCAUUUUAGAUAUGUUUUUUUCUCAUUAAAAGUGUAUUGCUUGUGUAUAUCGACUUAAGCGGGCACUCCCCAGGUCAACUGUGUGGAAUAUGAAUCUGUUACCAAUUGUGCGCUCUUCAUUUUUUUGUUUGUUUAUUUUUUAAUUGUCGUGUGCAUAUCGCUGUUGUAAUUUUUCCUUUUUGGCAUUACCAUUGUUUUAAUUAUUGGAUGUUUAUAUAACUUAUUUAAGAGAAAUAUGCUCACAGAUAUUUAGAUGGAUUUUGUAUUUAUUUGUUUUUAUGGUUCUGACCUUGUAUCUUUUAUGAUGCCCUUAGAUUAUUAUUAUUGUGUCUAGAACAGAGUUCUGCUGUAUUAAAAUACUGUCAUCAAUAUCUGUUGUGAUGCGUU
This is a messenger RNA of Triplophysa rosa, 4458 nucleotides long. It is a transcript of the gene inpp4ab, whose product is annotated as inositol polyphosphate-4-phosphatase type I Ab. The record is from RefSeq and is a predicted model, not a curated record. The transcript is spliced from 24 exons. NCBI's taxonomy places the organism in Eukaryota, Metazoa, Chordata, Actinopteri, Cypriniformes, Nemacheilidae. Gene Ontology annotation, molecular function: phosphatidylinositol-3,4-bisphosphate 4-phosphatase activity. The coding region runs from base 236 to 3211 and encodes 991 amino acids. Gene Ontology annotation, cellular component: cytoplasm.